This is a messenger RNA of Annulohypoxylon maeteangense, 939 nucleotides long. RefSeq names its product E3 ubiquitin ligase SCF complex, Skp subunit. The record is from RefSeq and is a predicted model, not a curated record. Gene Ontology annotation, molecular function: cullin family protein binding. NCBI's taxonomy places the organism in Eukaryota, Fungi, Ascomycota, Sordariomycetes, Xylariales, Hypoxylaceae. The coding region runs from base 384 to 899 and encodes 171 amino acids. Gene Ontology annotation, biological process: SCF-dependent proteasomal ubiquitin-dependent protein catabolic process; mitotic cell cycle. The transcript has 4 exons. Gene Ontology annotation, cellular component: nucleus; cytoplasm.
AAGUCAUUCCCAUUCCUAUGUAAAUACCUUGGAGGUAGUAACUCCAUCGUGACGUGCCCGCUCCUACUGUAUUACCUAAGCCUAUUUAAGAAUUUGGACAUGACCCAGCAGCCCAGUGCCCCUCUAAUCCACCACCGCCUUCCCGCCUUCCCGCCUUCCGCCAUAGCUCAAUACUACUCAAACGGCAAACUUCUGCUUCUACCUCUUACAUUUCCCUUCCUUCAUCCACCAUAAAAUAAAAUAUUACACAUUACCACACGACAUAUUUGCAUAUUCUGGUCACAUACACUUUGCGACUAGAAUAGAUUUCGCAGCUACACAUUUUGCGACCGUACACUCAUCCUUAUUACAGACGAUUAGUUGAUCUCGAUUAUUCAUUCACGAUGGUUGAGACCGAAGCACCCCCCGCUGCGGAUUACAUCCGCCUUCAGUCAAACGACAACAUUAAGAUUGAUGUCGAGAAGGCGGUCGCAGAACGAUCACUGCUCAUCAAGAACAUGCUCGAGGAUCUUGGUCCUAACGCCGACGGACAGACUAUUCCCAUCCCUAAUGUAACCGAGCCUGUCUUGCGCAAGGUCAUCGAAUGGUGUGAACACCACCGUAACGACCCUCCGGCUAGCAACGAGGACGAGUCGGACAAUCGCAAGAAGACGACGGACAUCGAUGAAUGGGAUCAGAAAUUCAUGCAGGUCGACCAAGAGAUGCUGUUUGAGAUUAUUCUUGCAUCCAACUAUCUCGACAUCAAGGCUCUUUUAGACGUUGGCUGCAAGACCGUUGCCAACAUGAUCAAGGGAAAGUCUCCCGAGGAGAUUCGUAAGACCUUCAACAUCACGAACGACUUCACCCAUGACGAGGAGGAGCAGAUUCGCCGGGAGAACGAGUGGGCCGAGGACCGAUAAAUUCCCUACCAUACUGCCGUAAUUAUCAAUUCUGUUUCAU